Molecule: messenger RNA, 420 nt
Organism: Prorocentrum cordatum
Lineage: Eukaryota; Dinophyceae; Prorocentrales; Prorocentraceae
Source: the annotation of a GenBank genome assembly
AUGCUGGUCAUCGGUCGAAGGUCUCGAGAAGGCGCUAUUCCCCUCGAAGUGUCGAUCAAGAACUGCGGUCGGACAAAAGAAUGGAGCGCAGCACUGCGGUUGCUCCGCGAAGGAAUUCUAUCAGGUGUACAACUCGCCCCAAGCCACUACAUGGCGAUUGUCAGCGCAUGCAGAAGGGGCGGGCAAUGGCAGCACGCGCUGUCAGUGCUCCGCGGGAUGUGGGAGGCGAAGCUGGGGCUCGACGUCAUCAGCUGCAGCGCUGGCAUCAGCGCGUGCGAGCAGGGUGGCCAGUGGCAGCGGGCUCUCGCGCUGCUGGGCGAGAUACGGGAGGCGAAGCUGGAGCCCAACGUCUCAGCUACAGCGCUGGGAUCAGCGCGUGUGAGAAGGGCAAGCAGUGGCAGCAGGCGCUCGCGCUGUUGA